Molecule: messenger RNA, 1026 nt
Organism: Hypanus sabinus (Atlantic stingray)
Lineage: Eukaryota; Metazoa; Chordata; Chondrichthyes; Myliobatiformes; Dasyatidae
Gene: barhl2
Product: BarH-like homeobox 2
Exons: 3
Coding region: 1-1026 (341 amino acids)
Biological process (GO): regulation of transcription by RNA polymerase II
Cellular component (GO): nucleus
Molecular function (GO): RNA polymerase II transcription regulatory region sequence-specific DNA binding; DNA-binding transcription factor activity, RNA polymerase II-specific
Source: RefSeq, a predicted model, not a curated record
AUGGAAGGACCAAACGGGUCUCACUUUGGGAUAGACACUAUUUUGGCCAACAGUUCCGGCAGCCCGGUGCUGAUCAACGGUGAUUAUCGUCACGGCGACAGCAGGACUUCAGAUUUUCGAAAUCAGGCCACCCCGUCUCCCAGCUCGGAGGUAGACACGGCGGGCACGGCUCCCCUUUCACCCAUCUCCAUGGAGCACCAGGAACAGCAUCUCGGGCCGGAGAAGAUUCACCAACAUCAGCAGCAAAGUUUGCAGCCGCCGCAACCGCAGCAGCAACUCGCCGCCGGCGGCUCUGGUCCCAGGACUUCCACCUCUUCGUUUUUAAUCAAAGACAUCUUGGGCGAUAGCAAACCGCUAGCAGCCUGUGCCCCUUACAGCACCAGCGUCUCCUCGCCCCAUACUCCGAAACCAGAGGCAGAGUCCUUUCGGCAGAAGGUAGAUUCCGAAGAGACGAAGAACAAACUCGACAAACGAGAUGACACAGCAAGUGAUAACAUCAAAUGUAACGGAACAAAAGAAGAAGGCGACCGUGAAAUAACGAGUAGCCGGGAAAGUCCUCCCGUGCGGGCGAAGAAACCUCGGAAAGCAAGGACGGCCUUCUCGGACCACCAGCUCAACCAACUUGAGCGCAGUUUCGAGCGCCAGAAAUACCUGAGCGUCCAGGACCGCAUGGACUUGGCAGCGGCGCUCAACCUGACAGACACCCAGGUCAAAACCUGGUAUCAGAACAGGAGGACGAAGUGGAAAAGACAGACUGCUGUAGGGCUGGAGCUGCUGGCCGAGGCCGGAAAUUAUUCCGCUUUGCAGAGAAUGUUCCCGUCUCCCUAUUUCUACCAUCCAAGUUUGCUAACUAACAUGGACACAACGGCGGCGGCGGCUAUGUACAUGUACCGGACUCCACCGCCUCAUCCCGGACUGCAGCGGCCGCUGGUCCCGCGAGUUCUCAUUCACGGGCUCGGCCCGGCAGGACAACCAGCACUCAACCCCCUGCCCAACCCUAUCUCCGGUACACCACACCCCCGGUGA